This is a messenger RNA of Drosophila navojoa, 3515 nucleotides long. RefSeq lists its product as uncharacterized. Gene Ontology annotation, molecular function: nucleic acid binding. The record is from RefSeq and is a predicted model, not a curated record. NCBI's taxonomy places the organism in Eukaryota, Metazoa, Arthropoda, Insecta, Diptera, Drosophilidae.
CACAGUGAACGCGUGUGCAAAGCAAUAAUUACAAAAAUUUAACAAAGAGGUAAAUCGACGACAACUGAAUACCUAAAAGCGGCAAUACAACAACAACAACAGCUAGGGGCAACAUCGAAGCAGCGGCACGCAGAAUAAAGAAACAAGGAAACAUUUGCACAGCAACCAGCCGACGACAGCAAGAGCAGCAGCAGCAGCAACCGACAAGAAAAACCACUUCAACAAAAGAGGAUAACAUAUUGAAAGAGCUCUACUCACACAAACCCUCUCACACACACAGACUGACGACAACGGAGCUGCCAACUUGCACGUAUGUACGUGGGAAAGUAAACCGACAUCUUUUUACGACGUCGUCGAGUUUUGCAAUCGGGCGAGAGAGCCACCGAGAGCUGAAGCUUAGUUCGACAAACACGCAGCAGGGCCAGGGCUAGCCCUUUGAUAACACACACACACAUACGCACGCAUGUACGCCCACUGUGAAGCGUAGUCAAAGGCGAUCGAACGAACGAGCGUACCUAGCUGGACAUUGCAAGAGCGCAAGACAAGUGACAGAGAGCGAGAGAGAGAGAGACUCUGGUAGAGCUGUAGCUGUUCGGCAUUUUAGUGUUCGGUGUUCGGUGUUGCUUAACAACCGUUACUACAAACUCGAACUCGGACGCACAACGAAUUUGGAAAUCUCGGCAGCGGCGAGUCGACGAGCAGCGCGCAUUCGUGAAAGUGCGUCGUUGUAGUUGUCGUUGUGCGUGUGCGUGUGCGUGAGCGUGAUCAACUUGGAGCCGCGCACUCAGUCGACUGCAUUUACGAAAUACUAGAGUUGCCACAUCGUUUGCGCACAUGAAAGUACAUAGAGCAUAAAUCCAUAACAACGACGUGAACAUCAACAGCAACAGCAACAGCAGAGAACACCCCAGGGCAAGGGACAGCAAAAUAGCAGCGAUUCAAUCCAGACUUCAAAUGAAAACACUAGUGCUCAGUCCAGACGAUCUGCAGAACUUUAACAAGUUCAUUUACGAUCCGAAAUCAGCAGCUCAGUUGGCCGCCAGUGCGGGCGCCAUUGCAGCAGCCGCCCAUGGACAUCCAGGAGGCGUGCAGCUAGUGGCAGGCGGCACAGCGGUGCCCGUCACCACGAUGAGCACUGUGGGGGGCGGCGGCACAGGCGCCGGCGCGGGCGCAGUGAACAAUACCAACAAGCUAAUGGCAUUGCAGUACUAUCUGAAUCAUCAGGGCAACUAUGUGGGCACAGCGCAGGCGGCAGGCAACAACAACGCAGCCGCAGCUCAUGCGCAGCAGCAACAGCUGCUCGCGCAGUCGCAGACACAGCUGAAGCAGCUGCAGCUCAAACAGCCAACCAUACACCAGCACCAGCAGCACAUCAGCUAUCAUCAUCACCAUCCCUACUACCAGCAGCACCAACAGCAGCCGCAGCAGCAACAGCAACAGUCGCAGCUGAGCCACAGCCAUCACGGCCAGCACAAGGCGCAGGUGCAGGUGCAACAGCAGCAGCAACAGCAGGUGCAGCAAAGUCAACAGAAUCAUUUGCCUGUGCAUGCGCUCAAUCAGAACUCAAAUUUCUCGGCGGCCAGCUCCAGCACAGGAGGCACCGCCUCCAGCCAUGCGCCCACACAGCAAUCGAACGGCUCCAGCGUCUCACCCACAAUCAUCAGCCAUCAGCCACGCGGCGCAGUUGCGAUUGCCGGUGGCAGCAACAGCAAUAUCGCUGCCGCGGCAAAUGCGCUGCUGCGUGCCACAGCCGCGGCCAGUGUGCCUGGCUCCUCAUCAGUGUCAGCAUCUGCAUCGUCGUCCGGCUCAUCGUCGUCAUCCUCUUCAACGUCGUCGUCCGCCUCGUCAACAUCCGCCUCCGGCUCCGCCAACUGUGCCAAGAAACUGAAAACAGAGCCGCUCCUCUCGCAAUACAAUCAAACGGAGCGACUCAACUUUGCCAACACGUACAUCGUGUGGAGCGAGGAGCAUUGGCGCCGUGUGAUCUUCCAUGAUGAGCGACGCUUCAAUUUGGAUGGCCCCGAUGGUUUCUCCUACUACUUUCACGAUCUGCGCAACUAUGAGCGCACGCUGUCGCAGCGGCCGCGUGGCAACUCCGUCUACAUCUACCUGAUGAUCUGCGUCGGUGGCCCCAUCCAUCUGGAGGUCUCGUCCGCCAAGCAGCGGCCCGAAUCCUGCAUCGAGGCCAUCUUACGGGAGCGCCCCAACAUUGUCAGCAAACUGGGCGGCAACACAGAGUUUGUGCUGCAAGACCACAAUUGGAUGUCGCAUGCUCUGCCCACCGCCCAGGAGCUGCUCAACGGUGAGGGAUUGAAGACGCAAAAGUGGCCCACAAUUGCCCACGAUCUGAACAUCAUGGAGAACAUUUGGGGCUGGCUGAUACGCGAGGUGUUUGAUGGCGGCCGAAAGUUCUCGCGCAAGGACGACCUCAUCUUCCGCAUUAAGGAGGCGUGGUCGCGCCUGCCGCACGACCUGAUCACCAACCUGUACAGCACGCUGCCGGAGCGGAUCACCGAGCUGUAUUACACUCAAGGCGUCUACACGAAUUGUUGACAACCGACGCUGCAACACGCGAAUGCGAAUGAAUGCGAAGACGACAGUGAAGAUGAUGCUAAGCGUAAACAGGAACAAGAGCAGGAAGGGGAUCGGAAAUGGAAAUGGAAACGGGAGCGGGCAGAGUAUGGAAAUGAAUGGCAGAAGCUUCCUCGCAUGGCAACGGCCUCUGUUGCUGUUGCCGUUGCCGUUGCUUUUUCUGUUGCUCCUCGCACGCAUUAUGUUCUAGGAGGGCCUCCAACACGUUGGCGAUUGCAAAUCUUUUCGUACAUUUAACUUGACAUUUUUUGUGUAUAGCUUUAAGAUGUAUGUGGGCGCGUGUGUGUAUGUAUGCAUGUGUGUGUGUGUGUGUGUGUGUGUCAGGAAGUGUGCGUGUGUGACGGGAGCAACUGAGUCUGCAUCCUCAUCCGAAUCUGAAUGCGAAUCGAUGUCCGUAUCUGUAUCUGUAUCUGUGCGUCUGUGUCUGGUAUCUGCCACUGCCUGCAUUCAACACGGUUUGGUUAUGUAUUAAACGGAAGAAGAAAUGGAACAAAACUCAAGCGAAUUGCUCGCGCCCAACGUGUGGCAACACUGGCUGCUUGCAGGACCCCUCACACAGCCGAUGUAGCCAGAUCGCUUUGUAAUUAGUGUUUGUUUUGUUUUGAUUUUAUUCUGCAGCGAAUCCCCGAUCUUAACUUUAAGGCCUACUAUUAGUUGUCGUUUUAUAUAGAAAACUCCCUCUUACCCGGUACCCUCCUCCACUCCCCCACCCAAGCGUAUAGAUAUAUAUAUAAAUAUUAGUUACAAAAAGAAACAAAAAUAAUAAUAAUCAUUAUUUUAUUUGCACCUAACUCAUUUUGUUGAUUGUUUUUUAGUUAUGCAAACGAAGUAGGCGAACAAAAUUAAUGCAAAGCGCGAGAAAUAAAACUUGUAACUAAAGUAUUAUUUUAAGGCAUAGUUUUCUGUUUAUAGCAAAUUACAAA